Lolium rigidum is the source of this 2585-nucleotide messenger RNA. Its product is annotated as magnesium-chelatase subunit ChlD, chloroplastic. The transcript has 15 exons. Gene Ontology annotation, biological process: chlorophyll biosynthetic process. Gene Ontology annotation, molecular function: ATP binding; ATP hydrolysis activity; magnesium chelatase activity. The record is from RefSeq and is a predicted model, not a curated record. Lineage: Eukaryota; Viridiplantae; Streptophyta; Magnoliopsida; Poales; Poaceae. Bases 10 to 2301 code for a protein of 763 amino acids.
ACGCUCCCCAUGCCCAUGGCGAUGGCCACCGCCCUCUCCACCUCCCUCCCGCACCUCCAGCCUCGCCCCUGCCGCCUCCCCUCCUCUCCCGCCACCGCAGUCUCCCUCUACACCCGUGCCGUCCGGAGGCGGGAGCCUCCUACCCGCCUCGCGGCCGUCGCGUCGGCCUCCGAGCUCCUCGACUCCACCAACGGCGCCGUUACCGCGCCGUCGACCGGCACGGCGUCGGGGCAGCAGCAGUAUGGGCGGGAGUACUUCCCAUUGGCCGCCGUCGUCGGUCAGGAUUCAAUUAAAACUGCUUUGCUUCUUGGGGCAAUCGACCGUGAGGUUGGAGGCAUUGCCAUUUCCGGGAAGCGCGGCACGGCAAAGACGGUGAUGGCUCGCGGCUUGCAUGCCAUGCUUCCGCCCAUCGAAGUGGUUGUGGGCUCAAUUUCAAAUGCUGAUCCCAACAAUCCAGAAGAAUGGGAGGAACAUUUAGCUGGCCAAGUGCAAUAUGAUGCUGAUGGCAAUGUCAAAUCUGAGAUUAUUAAAGCACCUUUUGUGCAGAUUCCACUUGGUGUCACAGAGGAUAGGCUCAUUGGAUCUGUUGAUGUCGAAGCAUCUGUGAGAUCAGGAACUACCGUGUUUCAGCCUGGUCUUCUCGCUGAAGCGCAUAGAGGUGUUCUUUAUGUUGAUGAGAUAAAUCUUUUGGAUGAGGGCAUAAGCAAUCUGCUUCUCAAUGUCCUGACGGAGGGAGUUAAUAUUGUGGAAAGAGAGGGUAUUAGCUUCCGUCAUCCGUGCAAACCACUUUUGAUUGCUACUUACAACCCGGAGGAAGGAUCUGUACGUGAACACUUACUCGAUCGUAUUGCAAUUAAUUUAAGUGCGGACCUUCCAUUAAAUUUUGAUGACCGCGUGGCAGCUGUCAAUAUUGCAACCCAAUUUCAAGAGUCUAGCAAAGAUGUUUUUAAGAUGGUGGAAGAAGAAACCGAGGUUGCAAAAACUCAGAUAAUUUUGGCAAGAGAGUAUUUGAGGGAUGUUGCUAUCAGCACAGAGCAGCUCAAGUAUCUAGUCACGGAAGCUAUACGCGGUGGGUGUCAGGGGCACAGAGCUGAGCUGUAUGCUGCUCGAGUGGCUAAAUGUCUUGCUGCUAUGGAAGGACGUGAAAAAGUUUACGUGGAUGACCUCAAGAAAGCUGUAGAGCUAGUUAUUCUACCACGUUCGAUCAUAUCUGAUAACCCACAGGAGGAGCAAAACCAGCCACCUCCACCCCCACCUCCACAACCUCCACAAAAUCAAGAUUCUGCAGAAGACCAAGAUGAGAAGGAGGAAGAUGAGGAGAAGGAGGAGGAAAAGGAGGACGAUGACGAAGAAAACGAACAACAGGAUGACCAGAUACCUGAGGAGUUUAUUUUUGAUGCUGAAGGUGGACUAGUAGAUGAUAAGCUCCUUUUCUUUGCUCAGCAAGCACAGAGAAAAAAAGGAAAGGCUGGACGAGCAAAAAAUGUCAUAUUCUCAGAAGACAGGGGCCGAUACAUAAAGCCUAUGCUUCCGAAGGGUCAAGUAAGGAGAUUAGCUGUAGAUGCGACACUUCGAGCAGCCGCACCAUACCAAAAACUGCGGAGAGAGAAAAAUAUUGACAAGACAAGAAAAGUUUUUGUUGAAAAGACUGACAUGAGAGCCAAAAGAAUGGCUCGAAAAGCAGGUGCUCUGGUCAUAUUUGUUGUGGACGCUAGUGGCAGCAUGGCGCUGAAUCGCAUGCAGAAUGCCAAAGGUGCGGCAUUGAAGUUGCUUGCAGAAAGCUACACAAGCAGAGAUCAGGUUUCAAUCAUACCCUUCCGUGGAGAUUAUGCUGAGGUUCUACUUCCACCAUCGAGAUCCAUAGCAAUGGCCCGAAAACGUCUUGAAAAACUUCCAUGUGGUGGCGGUUCUCCUUUAGCUCAUGGCCUCAGUACAGCUGUCAGAGUGGGGUUGAAUGCUGAAAAGAGUGGUGAUGUUGGACGCAUCAUGAUUGUUGCAAUCACUGAUGGAAGAGCUAACGUAUCACUGAAGAAAUCCAAUGACCCAGAAGCUGCUGCUGCUUCAGAUGCACCAAGACCUUCUAAUCAGGAAUUAAAGGAUGAGAUUCUCGAGGUGUCUGCCAAAAUAUACAAGGCAGGAAUGUCACUUCUGGUCAUUGAUACCGAGAACAAGUUUGUAUCCACGGGAUUUGCCAAGGAGAUCGCAAGGGUUGCCCAAGGGAAAUAUUACUACCUGCCAAAUGCUUCGGAUGCGGUAAUCUCUGCCGCCACCAAGACAGCUCUCGCCGACCUGAAGGGUUAGUGAGUUGGGAGCAUUGGCGCCCACCUGUUGUUUCUACCAUCCAAUAUCUGUGGUGAAGCUUCUUCGUUUGUGAAGUAAUUUGUGCAGCAGUGUUCAUUCUCUCUGUAACCCUGGGACAUUUCGGCUCUUAUAUAACCCAAUUUUGCUGUAGUUUUUUCUUUUCUUCUUUUUUUUUGAGCAUAACAUCGUGUAAAGAUCGGGAAUUCUCCUGCUGAUUCUCAAAUAAUUGGCCCUGUAAAUCGGUUGAUGUUAUAUUGAAGGCAGAAAUGUGCUGCCAUUGAGUA